This is a messenger RNA of Mucor velutinosus, 2106 nucleotides long. RefSeq lists its product as uncharacterized. The record is from RefSeq and is a predicted model, not a curated record. Bases 1 to 2106 code for a protein of 701 amino acids. NCBI's taxonomy places the organism in Eukaryota, Fungi, Mucoromycota, Mucoromycetes, Mucorales, Mucoraceae. The transcript has a single exon.
AUGAGGACAGUAUUCCUACAACAACGCUUUAUUUGUGGCAAUGGCAUGGCAUUAUCGAUGGUCUUGGAAGAGGCUCGGGCCUUCAACCGCAAGGGUAAUGGUAUUCUAUUAGAUCAGGAGAAAGCUUAUGAUCGGGUGAAUGCUGACUAUCUGUGUGCUGUCCUUCAUUGUCUUGGGUUUCCAGCCAGCUCUGUAUCACGUGUCAAAUUAUUGUUUUUUUUGGAAAUGAUAUGUAUAUCAAUGUCAAUGGGCACUUCGCCUCAGCAAUCAAAAAGGAACGUGGUAUCCGUCAAGACGAUCCUUUGCCCCCCUCUACUAUUUGAUAUUGCACUGGAGCCGUUCCUUUUGUCCAUCCUGCAAGACCCUAUUUUCCACGGCUUUAAGGCGAGCAAUAGUGCAUCUGCGGAGAUGGUCUCUUCUCAUGAUUCACCAGCUGUCAAAUGCCUGGCGUACGCUGAUGAUGUCUGUGUCCUUCUACGAGACGAACUCGAUCUGCAUCGCCUCCAACUUCACAUGGCCAACUAUGCCGCAGUCUCCAAUGCCAAGUUCAAUGAAGACAAAUCGGAAGCCUUUUCUCUGUCUGGUCGUCGCUCUUCGGCGUGGGUGCAAGCCUUUGAAGACAUGAACGUUCACACAUACCACCACCAAGGCUCCACUACGGCGUUUCUAUAUCUUGGUUUGUACUUUGCUUACAACCAUGCUCAACGUGCUCAAACAGAAGAGAUGUUACUCAACUCAAUCAGAACUCAAUGUCAGGUCUACGGACAACGACAACUGUCCAUCCUGGGUAGAGUCACCAUCGUCAACAGCCUCAUUUUGCCCAAGGUGUGCUACAGUCUACACAUGCUGAAGCCUACCAAACGGUUUUUAGAGAAAGUAAAGUCUUGUGUUUAUCAAUUUGUCUGGAAGAAGAAGCGGCCAUUACUACGCAAAGAACUCAUAUUCCUACCCAAGUCCAGAGGUGGUCUUGCUGUUCUCAACCCUUCUCUUCAACAACUGAUUCUCCAAAAACGCUGGCUCAAUUACCUCGUUAAACCGCAGAAGUAUCCGUCCUUCCUGCUGCCCUUCAUGCUCUAUCACGUAUCACUGCUACCGGCUUCAUCAGAGUUUCCUUACAUGGCCUUCUUAGAUGCUGAAUACCGCAAGUCCUCCCUGACACACAAGGAUCUCUCUAUCUGGCAUUCUAUCUUCGCCAUGUAUGAUUACUUUGAUUUCAAUGGACUUCAACAAGUGGAUUUCCUACCGUUCCAGACCAUCAUGCAAUUGUCUUUGCACAAGCUGCUCAUAGGCCUCAGCGAUGAUCACUGGCUCCGGUGUCACCCCAGGUUUCCAGCCACCAAGUUGCUGAUCUUUGAUAACCAGCAGCAACGGCUGCGUCUUCGUGUUGCUUCUGAGUAUUCUAGCUACUCACUUUUUUGUGCCUCAUGUUACCAAGAAAUUCUCGUGCUCAAAACCGUCAAACUGGUUCCUGGUGUGUGGACUCGCAUCCUGCAGCCUCCUUCCACCUCUAUCUUGGAUUGGACGAGCUUUGAUUUCUUUGACAAAUUGGGCAUUACCGAACACUGGAAGCAAUAUCACCGAGUCACCUAUCGCCAACAGCAACAACAGCUGGUCCCUUCCGAACAUCAGUUCAGCAAAUCCAUGGCCAAGGCUUUGUGGCCCUCUCCUGCUCAUCCAGAUGCACGAACGGUUCUAUAUCGGGCACUGUCACGAUGCAUCCCCCACAAAUCCUAUCUGCGUACCAUUGGCUCUGUGGAAAACUCGAUCUGUCCCUUCUGCGCCCAAAGCACUGAUACAUUAAGGCGUUUCGUCAUUGACUGUCCCGUCAAAUGGCAACUAUGGCAAUCCGUCCUGUCUCAGCACUACCACAACUAUCCUCUGGCGCCCGAAAUCAUUUAUGGCACAGUGCGUUACCUACAUCUUCCUUGUUUUAUCAAAGAUCGUUCGAAAUACCUGGCCGUAAUAUCUACAACCUUUUGGCAAAUGUGGAACCUGUACUGGCUUCACGGUAGCCAAAAUCCAUCCCCACUCUCAUCUGCCUCAAUCGAGCGCUUCCCCACCAGGACAGCCUCUCUAAUCGAUAGACUGUUAUCUACUACUACGUAA